UCACUGUCCCAAAACCUUUGAAGCGCACUGUACCUUUUUCAUGAUGCCAGUCGAGGCCCAUGUCAAAAACUAAUUUCCAUGUCGUGUUUAUAAUGCUCUUUUGCACGCUUUCCUGAACCUGCCUAGUUGUACCAAUUUUUAUUUUCUAUUCAAACAGUCCAGCAUGUUGACUAUCCGCCCAGUGUUCAGUGCUACUGAUUCGGUGUCGGGUUGCGUCCUAGAAUAUUCUCCGGCUUUCCCAGAGCGCCCACUGGCUGCAGUUACUAAUAUUACUGGCUGUGUCAAACUGUCACAGAAGAUGUGCGAUCAUUCUAGAAAGGUGCCUUUAGUAUAUAAAGCCAUGGAUCUCUCUCAGUUGAGGCAUACCUUUUGGAGUAACCACACGACUCAGAAGCAAGGCCCAAACGGGAAAAUACUCAGGACUCAUCCAAGAUCCUUCAAUAUCUCAAGAGAAGAACAAGCUGUCAAUCAGUGAACUCAAACAAAACUAAAAAAAAAACAAGAUGUCUUCAGCAAAGGGAGUAUCUAUUGGUAUUGACCUGGGAACCACAUACUCCUGUGUGGGGGUGUUCCAGCAUGGCAAGGUGGAGAUCAUCGCCAACGACCAGGGAAACAGGACCACCCCCAGCUAUGUGGCCUUCACCGACACAGAGAGACUCAUCGGUGACGCAGCAAAGAACCAGGUGGCCAUGAACCCCACCAACACUGUGUUUGAUGCAAAACGCCUGAUCGGCAGGAAGUUCAACGACCAGAUCGUUCAGUCAGACAUGAAACUGUGGCCUUUUAAGGUGAUCGACGAUGGUGGGAAGCCCAGAGUCCAGGUGGAGUACAAGGGAGAGACCAAGGCCUUCUACCCCGAAGAGAUCUCCUCAAUGAUCCUGGUCAAGAUGAAGGAGAUUGCUGAGGCCUACCUGGGCCAGAAGGUGUCCAAUGCAGUCAUCACAGUCCCAGCCUACUUCAACGACUCCCAGAGGCAGGCUACUAAAGACGCCGGGGUGAUCUCUGGUCUAAACGUCCUGAGGAUCAUCAAUGAGCCCACGGCGGCGGCUAUCGCUUACGGCUUGGAUAAGGGAAAGAGAGAGGAACGCAAUGUACUCAUCUUUGAUCUCGGCGGAGGCACCUUUGACGUCUCAAUCUUGACCAUCGAGGAUGGGAUAUUUGAGGUGAAGGCCACAUCUGGGGACACUCACCUGGGAGGGGAGGACUUUGACAACCGCCUGGUCAACCACUUUGUGGAGGAGUUCAAGAGGAAGAACAAGAAGGACAUCAGUCAGCACAAGAGGGCAGUGAGGAGACUUAGAACUGCCUGUGAGAGGGCCAAGAGAACUCUCUCCUCCAGUUCCCAGGCCAGCAUUGAGAUCGACUCCCUCUUUGAAGGCAUCGACUUCUACACCUCCAUCACCAGGGCUCGGUUUGAAGAACUCAACUCGGAGCUCUUCAGGGGAACCCUGGACCCUGUGGAAAAAGCCUUGAAAGAUGCCAAGAUGGACAAGGCUCAGGUCCACGAAAUCGUCCUGGUUGGUGGCUCCACACGAAUCCCUAAGAUCCAGAAGCUCCUGCAGGACUUUUUCAACGGAAGGGAACUCAACAAGAGCAUCAACCCAGAUGAAGCAGUGGCGUACGGUGCUGCAGUCCAGGCGGCCAUCUUGAUGGGCGACACCUCUAAGAACGUCCAGGACCUUCUCCUCUUGGACGUGGCUCCUCUGUCUCUGGGCAUCGAGACGGCAGGAGGGGUCAUGACCGCCCUGAUCAAACGUAACACCACCAUCCCCACCAAACAGACACAGAUCUUCUCCACCUACGCUGACAACCAGCCAGGUGUGCUCAUCCAGGUGUACGAGGGAGAGAGAGCCAUGACCAAGGACAAUAAUCUGCUUGGGAAGUUUGAUCUCACAGGUAUCCCUCCUGCUCCUAGAGGAGUUCCCCAAGUCGAGGUGACCUUCGACAUCGACGCUAACGGCAUCCUGAACGUGUCGGCACUGGAUAAAAGUACCGGCAAAGAGAACAAGAUCACCAUCACCAACGACAAGGGGCGACUCAGUAAAGAAGACAUAGAGAGGAUGGUGCAGGAUGCAGACAAAUACAAAGCUGAGGACGAUGCACAGAGGGAGAAGAUUGCAGCCAAGAACGGUUUGGAGUCCUACACAUUCAACAUGAAGAGUAGUGUAGAAGACCCAAACCUCGCAGGGAAGAUCAGCGAGGAUGACAAGAAGAAGGUUGUUGAGAAGUGCAACCAAACUAUCUCCUGGUUGGAGAACAAUCAGAUGGCUGAGAAGGAGGAGUUUGAGUACCAGCAGAAGGAGCUGGAGAGAGUGUGUAACCCAAUCGUAUCCAAGCUCUACCAGGGGGCGGGAGGGGCUCCUCCAAUGGGGAGCUGUGGAAGACAGGCCGGGGGCGGGGCUAGCUCUCAGGGCCCUACCAUUGAGGAGGUGGACUAAUUAAUCAAUUAAUCAAUCAAUCAAUCAAUCAAUCAAUCACUAAAAAGAGACCUGUUUAUGAUAGAACUACUGUUUGUCAACUAGCUUUGCAUGUACAUAGAACUUUGCAUGUACAUAGAACUUUGCAUGUACAUAGAACUUUGCAUGUACAUAGAACUUUGCAUGUACAUAGAUUUACUGUCACUACAAGAGCACGUUAGGUUGUUGUGUCAACUUCAACCCUAAAUGAUAUGAUCACAUGUUAAACCAAUAUUAUGAAUGGCCUCGUUUUUUUGGUUAUUCAUUUAACUUGUUACAAUAAAAAAAAAAUGAAAAUCAAA
Messenger RNA from Salmo salar (Atlantic salmon), 2758 nucleotides. RefSeq names its product heat shock 70 kDa protein-like. The record is from RefSeq and is a predicted model, not a curated record. Lineage: Eukaryota; Metazoa; Chordata; Actinopteri; Salmoniformes; Salmonidae. Gene Ontology annotation, molecular function: ATP binding; ATP-dependent protein folding chaperone.